This is a messenger RNA of Sipha flava (yellow sugarcane aphid), 3096 nucleotides long. Its product is annotated as PMS1 protein homolog 1-like. The coding region runs from base 142 to 2973 and encodes 943 amino acids. The record is from RefSeq and is a predicted model, not a curated record. Gene Ontology annotation, molecular function: ATP binding; ATP hydrolysis activity; ATP-dependent DNA damage sensor activity. Lineage: Eukaryota; Metazoa; Arthropoda; Insecta; Hemiptera; Aphididae. Gene Ontology annotation, biological process: mismatch repair. The transcript has 15 exons. Gene Ontology annotation, cellular component: MutLalpha complex.
UCGACACAAUCCACCUUGGCUCAAUACUAAUGAUGGGCAUUUGGCAUUUGUCUUCUAGUUACUAGGUCUCCGAGAGUACGUGACGUUGAUCGAAAUAUGAAAUAUAGUUGUUAUUCUGAUAUGUAAAAAUCUACGUUAACCAUGUCUUUGAAACAAUUGCCACCGGAUACUAUAAGAUUGAUCAGUAGCACCCAAGUCAUUACAUCUGCAUCAUCGGUAGUCAAGGAAUUAUUGGAAAACUCUAUAGACGCUCAUGCUACAACUGUUAAUAUUCGUUUGGAAAACUAUGGGCUAGACAAGAUUGAAAUACACGACAAUGGCGUUGGGAUUUCACACAGUGAUGUGCACAUGAUGUGUUUGCGUGGUUAUACAUCAAAAAUAUCUGAUAUAUCAGAUUUAGAUAAGCUGAAGUCAUAUGGAUUUCGUGGUGAAGCUCUAAGUUCUGUAUGUGCUGUAGCUGAUGUUACCAUUAUAACAAAAUCAGAAUUGGAUAAUUAUGCUAAAUUGUUUACUAUGGAUAAAAAUGGCCAUGUGAAAAGUAGUUCAAUAAGUCAUCAUCAAAAGGGUACAGUUAUUAAAAUACUUAAUCUGUUUAAAAAUUUACCAGUUCGAAAACAGAUUUAUAACUCAAAAAAACACUGCACUAAUGAUUUACGUAGAAUAGAAAAUAUUGUUAAAUCAUUAGCCGCUAUUCAACAAAACAUACGUGUUUCAUUAGUUCAUAACAAAUCUGUGCUAUGGCAAAUGACUCCAGUUAAUGAUUUAACUGUGACAUUUGGGCAAAUUUGGUCAUCAUCAAUGACUAAAUAUGUAAAGCAAUUGUCAUUUUCAAAUGAAGAGAUUAAAAUUGAUAUAGUUUUACCAAUUCAAAACAUAGAUUUACAAAAUUGUUUUUUUACAACAAAUCUUACUGAUGCAAUUUAUUUAUAUGUUAACAAGAGACCUGUCAGAGAUAAUAAAAUUGAAAAACUUAUUGCAGAAGAAUUUAGUAAUUAUUUUGGUCAUAAAUUACCUCCUGGUAAAUAUUUGCCUUGUUUCAUAUCUCUUACUAUUCCUGCUGAAACUAUUGAUAUCAAUUUGGAACCAGAUAAAUCUCGAAUAUUAUUUCACAAUCAGGAAAUGAUCAUACUCAAUAUUAAAAACUGCAUUACCAAACAUUUUUAUGAUGAUGGGGUACAGAAUAUUCAACUAAAUACUAAUGAAAUUCAAUUGAAUCAAAAUAAAAGAAAAAUAUCUUUUGAUUCAGAUGAAAUCAAAGUAAAAAAAUCUGCAAUUGAAGAUUCUGAUUCUUGUAGACUAAAUGCUGAAUCGACUAAAAUUAUUAAUGAAAGUUAUGAAUUCAGCGACGAGGACCAUAUUAUUAAGGAAUUGAGCUUAGAAGAGAUUGAUUUUGAAGAACCAUUAACAUUAAAAGAAAAUAAAAAUGAUAACAUAAUUUACUCAAAAAAUAAUGAAUUAGAAGGAACUGAUAAUAUUACAGAGUAUCAUAAAAAAUUAAUGAAUAUUAGAACAACUGUUCCUUUAAAAACUAUCCAAUCUGAUAACACAAAAGUUACAAAUUUUGAUGCUGAAAAUAUAUCAAUUUCUCAAUGGAGUAAAGGUGAUGUGGUUUUGAACGGAAAAUUAUUGAAGAGCGGAGUAUCAAUAAAAUUUGAUUUUUCACAUGCAACAUCAGAAAAAGAGACAAUACCAGAAAUUGAAAAAACUAGCGAAGUCCUUAAUUCUAAGUAUACUUCUGAAUCUCUAAAAGAUGAACUAAAUGCAGAAGUAAAAAAUACUUUUCCAGUCUAUUCUAAUAAAAGUAUUUCAGAUACUCCAUUGAAUAGUACUGUAAAACUUGCUCCUCUUUUCCGUACGGUCUCUGUUCCUGAUGAACAAGUUCCUGGUCUUAACCAUUUGGUUAAUCGUCCACAAUCUUGGACACUUCAACCUAGAUCAAAAAGACCAUUACGAGAUGUUCCUGAAGAAGACCUUAGUGAAACUGUACGUAGUGUUAGUAGUCAAAUGGGAAAUAAAGAAAUGUCAGGAUUUACAUUAUUUGCUAAAGAAAAAAGAAUAAAAAUUCUUGAAGAAAACCCUGGAAUGGAUUUUACUAAAGUUAGCAAAGAACUUGCCAAAUCGUGGAGCUGUUUAAGUGCAGAUGAAAAAGCCAAAUAUAAGGAAUUGGCAAAUAAACAAAAAAAUUGUGUAAUGACUGCUAAAAGAGAUACUGAACUACCAAAAAAAUCUUUCCAAUUUAUCUUUAAAAAUCUUAAAAGAUUUUCUACCUUAAUCAACGUAGAAUUUUCUGAAAUUAAAAAAAAUAUUUUUGAGAAGCCGAAAGUACUUCCAUUGUCUCCAUACAUACUUAUUGGAGAAGUGAAGGAUAAUAAUUGGAUUUGUUGUAUACAUAAUGAGAUAAAAGCUGUAAAUGUAUGUCGUCUUCAAGAAGCUGUAGUUUUCUUUUUAAAAAUGGCAAAUGAUGAAAUUCCACUUAAAAUGUUAGACCAAUCAAUUAAAACCAAUAAAAAAUAUUUAGGUGAAAAAAAUUAUCGUUUCCUUAUGGAUCUAGAUAAUUCAUAUGAACUAUCCACUGAUAAAUGUACUAUUACUGAUGAACGAAUAGUUAAAAAUGGUUUUAAUGUUGUUAUUGAGUUUAUUGAUAAUUCAGAAAAUGCUGAUAUAAACAUUACUGGUGUAGCUUUACACAUAUCAAAAUACGGUGCUGAGGAACUGAAACAACUUUUAGAAUUGAUGCAAUUGAAACAAGAAAAUAAUUUAUAUAGUUGCCGGCCAUUAAAAGUGAUCCAUUAUCUGAAGAGUGAAACAGUAAGACAUUGCAAAACAAUUGGACAACCAAAAACAAAGGAAGACAUUUAUAAGCUAUUUAAUCAAUGGUUUAAAAAUGAUAAGUUUUUCUCAAAUAAUACUUGCAUUCAUGAUAAACCAGUUUUUGAAUCAAUACAUAUUAUCAACGAAAACCAUAAAUAUUAAGAUGUUUAUAAAUUAUGAAUUUUUUUUUAUAAUUUUAUGGUAAUUAUAAGAAAAUUAAAUUAAUUUUAAGUAAAUUCUAAGCAUAGUGUAUAACAUCAUAAUUAGUACAUUUUAUGUACAUUG